Bactrocera dorsalis (oriental fruit fly) is the source of this 8090-nucleotide messenger RNA. It is a transcript of the gene cwo, whose product is annotated as transcription factor cwo. Gene Ontology annotation, biological process: anterior/posterior pattern specification; regulation of transcription by RNA polymerase II; regulation of circadian rhythm. Gene Ontology annotation, molecular function: DNA-binding transcription factor activity, RNA polymerase II-specific; RNA polymerase II cis-regulatory region sequence-specific DNA binding; protein dimerization activity. The transcript has 4 exons. The coding region runs from base 3963 to 5930 and encodes 655 amino acids. Gene Ontology annotation, cellular component: nucleus. Lineage: Eukaryota; Metazoa; Arthropoda; Insecta; Diptera; Tephritidae. The record is from RefSeq and is a predicted model, not a curated record.
AUUCAAAAUGGCAGACAAGAGUUCUUUUUAAUUUUGUGACCUGCUAACUACCAGGUCUCAAAUUUGAGGAAAUAUUUUGAGAGUAACGUUAGAGACUGUUUAGUGAAAAGUAACUAGUCAAAAAUUGAGAUUUUACCUCAAAAUGUCUCAAAUAGAGACUAAAGACUGGUUACAGAAUUACGCUAUUAGUCUGACAUAUUUUACAGCCAUUGCAAAUAAUUGUCUGCGUGUGUUUGUUGUUGUGCCAAGAACUUGACAGAUGAAAACGGCGUUAAGUGGCUUAAGUCUGUUAUUACACGCGUCAGUUUUUGUUGCGGUAAUUCUUGGUUUAUUUGCGAGGGGAGGAGAAUCGCGCCGAGUUUCCGUGUUCAGCAACAUGCUUUGUGUUCUUGUUCGUAACAGUUCGCUGCGACGUUUUUCGGCAUUCGUGUUCUUUCUUUCGUAGUAUAUAGUUGCAUUUGCGUAUAUUCUUUUGAAAUUAAUAUUUUGAAUAUAUUUAAAAAAUUUAAUUUCUUCUGUUAGUAAGUAAUUUGUAAAUAUGUAUACAAAUAUACAUAAUAUAAUAAAAAUAUUUUGUGUGGAGUAUGACGAAAAAAUCGAAUUAAUUAAAGAUAUUGUGAAAUGUAUGGAGUAAAUUGAUUCAGACGAUAGUGAAAAGAGUGAUAUAUGUGAAGGUCUGUUAUAUAAUCUUUGUUUUAAUUUUGAGUUAUAAAUAAAAUGUAUUUCUUAAUUGACAGAACUGAUUAAUAUAUGUGAUAGAGUGACCCAAAUACCUAUAAGGAAAAAGAAACGCCAAUGGGUUAAAGUAAAGUGAAAGAGAAUGAGAAAAAAACUCGAACAGAUUUGCGCAACACAUAUUGCUCGUGUGAAUGUAAUGGGCGACAGCAAAAGAGAAUCGCCCGAGAAUUGGCAACAAAAGUUGACGCGUGUAAUAACACACGUAAGAGCUUUGAACCGUCAGUGAUGCCGCCGCGUUUAUUUAGGAAUCUAUGGGCAUGAAGAAUUUUUUAGAGUAAUUUACCGACAUUAAUAAUUGCAUUAAUAACUCGAGCGGACAAAUGUCAUGUUUAGAAGAUGUGAGAUUGUUGCUUAUAUUCAAUGGUGUAAACAAUUUGUUUUAUACUUUUAAUAUGACUUUCUUGUUAAUAGAAUGAAUAAAUGUAAAUUACAACAAUAUGCGAAAAUAUUUACUUUAAUACUUAAUAAGUAAUUUUCAUUAUUAGUAACUUUAGUAUACGUCUGGUAGUGUCAGUUUAUCUUUUAUAUAGGUAACAAAUACAAUUAUACACGAGUGGCAACGCCGGCAUUCACCCCGCAGGAAAAACUAAAAUUAAUAGCGUCUGAACAUUUCGCACGUAUAUUAACAGAGAUCUUUUGCAGAGUUUAUAUUCUAUGACCUUCUAAUGGCAAAAUUGACAAAUAUAUGGACGUUAUUUACGCAUAAAGGAGUUCCAAUUUUUUCUCGUUUUCCGUCAUAUUGGGAAUGAACAUGGACUGAUGCCCGAAACUCAUAGAGCGCGACAGACUGCAAGCGACAUCUGUCAAAUAUUAAAAUAUGCACCUCCUUAAGGACACAGUUAUUGAGGCAGCUGCAUAACUACAUAACUGUGUCCAUAAGAACGUGUGUAUUUUAAUAUUUGACAGAUGUCAUUUGCAGUCUGUUGUCUAUGUGCGUUCCGGGAGUGAUACAUAAAAGAAUGUCUUGGGCGCGCAAAUUCUGUUUUACUUGUUACAAAUGGCAAAUAAAAAGCACUUUGAACAUUCCCUACAGAGCAUAACCAAAUGUGUAUAUACUUAUGUGUAAAUAUAUAUUCGUCUUACGUAGUCAUUUUGCUGUUGGUGUAGUCAUAGUCGUUGCUAUCAUUGCGUUUUGUCGCGUUCGUUGCUAAAAUUUUGUACGGUGUUGUGUCUCGUGUUAAUUUUAGAAAUUCCGUCCUAUUCAUUUGAAUUCAGACUGUGGUGGCACACGGGAGAGUGUUAAGUGAGCGCACUAUAUAUAAUAGCUGCAUUGCAAGUGGAAAAAAGUAGAAUCAAAGUUAGUCGGAGUCGUGUUCAAUAAAAUUUUUGCUUUAAAAUAUUUUAAAAUUUUAUAUGUGGAAAGUGAAUUUAGAUUCCAGUUAAAACAGCCGAGUAUAUAAAGAAAUUACAGUUUCCACAUUCCAUAGCAUGGCAAGUGGUUGUGAGUAAAAAAGUAUAUACGUGUAUAUAAUAAUAUGCUGAGCAACUGGUGUAAUUCCAAUUGGAAAAUAUAUGUGUAUUUGUCUUCUUAAAGAAAGAAACACGACAAGUAGAUAGAAAGAAAAAAAAGCGAAAUGAAAAAGUAAAACUGGCCAAAAAUAAAAAGUACAAAGGCAAUAAAUAUAAAAAGAUAAAACGAAAAUUUCGACAGUGCACGCAAACGUGACAAAUUGUGAAACGUGUAUAUGUACAUAUGUAGUUUUUGACUGAGGAAACGACGGAAAGUAAAGUGGAAAAGUUCGUAUGCUACUUGCUGUCUCAAAUAUCUUAUAAAAAUCACGUUUUCAACAUUAUUCUUCACGUUUUAUUUUUGAAAAUUAAAUUUUGUGCACGCGUAGCGACUAAGAGGCGAUUCAAGGUUUUCGUAAGAAACUGAAAGAGGGAACGAAUAGCGUAAAACAAAAAAUGCAAAAUAAGUUAACUUGUUGAAAAGACGAAUAAGUAAAAUAUUUCGGGCGGUGUCGUUCACUCGCUAUACUAUCGCAGUUAGUGUUUUCUAGCCAUUGUUGCUACCCUUAUAUUACUUGAAUGGAAAAUUUCAAAUGAAAACCGACGAAUAAAGUAGCCAAUGAAGGAAGAAAGAAAAUAAUAAAUAUCGCCUCGUUGUGGAAAAGAUAAAUUUGUAUAGUGGCUUUAUACAAAAAUAGCAGUGAAACAACACAUAAAAGUAUUAGGAAGAUUACCACGUUACUGAUUAAGAAACUUACACAAAUAAACCUGAAGAGCUGUGCAUGUGCGACUUUUACCAGAAACGUUGGUAUUAGUGAGUGUAUUCAGAGAUAAGAAUAUAUAAAAAUACGUUUGUUAUCUGGAGGGUCUUAUCAGUUUGGUACAGCUUUUAACGCUCACAAAUUUUUUUAAACAAAUUGAUUGCCUUCCUUGUAAAGUUGCAAAACAUCUGAUUCUUCAUAUAUUAAUUACAAAAUUAGUAAAAGUGAACUAAAAUAAUAUGUAUUGAAAGAAGACCGAAAUCAAAAUAAUUAAUUUGGACAAAAAUUGUAUGUUAUGGUAAUUUUAGACACAAGGCGCCCAGUUUAUGAUUUAAGUGCCUAUAGUUGUAGAAAUUACUUUUGGAUAUUUAAAUGAACCCAAAAAAGGCAUUUGUAUUGGUAAAAAAGUGCGCGGAUUGCAAGUUAAGUGAAAUGGGAAAAUUGUUGAUAUUGUGAUAAUAUUGUACCUGCUCCAGGAUUUGGCACCAUUCUCUAUUUCGUGUUCAAUCCAACACGUUAAUGUUAAAACUUAUUACAACAUAUGUCAUCAUAAAAAGUACAAUUUCGUUUUUUUAUAAUCUAUAAACUAAAAAGUUUAUGUUGGUUCUAAUGUUCUACAACCGAAAGAUUUAAAAUACAUAUAUUUUGUUUCAAACCUUUAUUGAAAAGAAUAUAUACAUAUGUACAUAUAUUAAAUAAUAAAAAAGUACUGCGUGUAAUUUCAUCGGAACUAAUCACACAGAAGUCAAGGGUAUCAAUUAGUUAUUUCCACUAAUACGGACGGGAAUAGGUGUGAACUAAAUGUUUUGCUGUUUUACAAACAUACAAUACUCCAAGCAAGUGUAAAAGGGACUACCGUGCAACAGCUUCAUUACAAAGAUAGCCAAAAGUAUCCAGAACACUAUAUUGGUCGUUUCAUCUCUUGCAACUGUCGACUCCAGUCAACUAAAAACGAUUGCCACCAUUCCACCUCAACUGCAACCAACACACAGCAACAAAAUUAAGUACGAAGUUAUGGAAUCGUACUGGAGCGAAACAAAUGGACACGCUCCGCAUUCGGUUAAGUAUGAAAGCGAAGCAGCAGUAUCCAGUUUUCCUUAUUGCACAGAAUCUAGCUUAAAUUUUUCCACAUCAGCUACAGCAUACAGCGAGGAUGAUGCAGAAUAUGCCACCGGAAGACGUAAUAAAACUUCGAGGCAAGAUCCCUUAUCUCACCGCAUCAUUGAGAAACGAAGACGCGAUCGCAUGAAUUCCUGCUUGGCAGACCUUUCACGACUCAUUCCACCUCAGUAUCAACGCAAGGGUCGUGGUCGCAUUGAGAAAACAGAGAUUAUCGAAAUGGCCAUUAGACAUUUAAAACAUUUACAAAGCGAAUGCAUCCAGAAGGACAAUGAGUACCGAAUGGGUUAUACGGACUGUAUGAAAGAGGCCGCCAAGUUUCUCUACGAGAGUCACAUGGAGGAGUUUUGUUACCGCCUGGUGGCACGUCUGCAGGAGCAUUGCGUGGAGUUGAUGAAAAAUGACUGCUAUAAAUCACGUAGCUGUCAUAUACCAGAUAAUGUGAGUGCAUCGAGCGGUAGUCCGCAUCAAGCAUAUCACACGGCUGCGCCACUUUGUCAAUUGCGUGACAUGCUGGGCAAUUCGGAUAUUGAGCAGAGCAAUGACCAUAAUGAUGUUAAAGAUUUGAGUUUCCGCAAUCAUUUAAAUCAAAUGCAACGAAAUGUUGCUGCCGCAGCUGCUGCUGUUGCGGUUAACAAUAACACUAACAGUAGUAUCGUACAUGAGCAUAAUAGUAGCGGCAGCCAGACCAAUGCAGCUAGCAACUCAACCACUGCAUCAACGACAACGUCUUUGAAUAACACUAUUAGCACGACGACGGCCGUGCCUAACAACGGUGUGUUGGUAGUAGGCGGAGGUCCAACGAACAGUUCGCAACUACGACCACAUCAGGCUCCUGUAAUAACUUCUACGGGGCCGGCGAUAUUGAAUCACCAUAACGAAUCCAGUAAUCACGAUUUUGAAUCAUCGCGAGAACCGCUCUUACAUACUGAUACGUCCAAUAUGCAUUCACCUCCACCACGCGAUUCAUUGCUACAUCAUCACGCUCACCUGAGUCAUCAUCAACAUAAUUCGGAUAGUUUGUUGUCUGCGCGUAUGCGGAAUUUCUCUGAAUCAUCACACGAUAUUGAGCACAACAAUAACUAUAAGUACAAAAAUCAUAUAAAAGAGCGUUUUAAUCACGAGCUGCAUGACGAAGAGACAUCUAGCGAACAUUGUCCGGCACCGCCACUUCUACAAAGCGAACAUUCACAUACUCACUCCUUGUCUGAACAUUCGAAGGAUGGCACCGAGCCCGAAAUUGCACCAAUUAUAGCAAAGAAACGUAAAAUGGCAGAGGCUGCAGCUGCAGUGUUGGCAGCGGGCACAAGCGCCAAUAGCAAUAUCGCUUUGGACGACUGUGACACACGUCCCCCCACCACAACUAAUAGCAUGCUGAGCACGCGCGAUGAAAAACCCUUUAGUUUCGCCGACAUCAAAACUGAAUUAAGUGCACAACCCGGCUUUGGAGGUGCGAAGUCACAUUUUAGUACCCCCAGCAGCACUACCCACGUAUCACCGAAUUUACAAUCGUCGCGUUCUUUCGCUGUACCAAUCUUUGCUUUACACGGUCAAGGUACUUACUACAUACCACUAAAUAUUGAUUAUAACGUGUUAGUUCCAUUUCUUAAUGGCGCCGAUCUACUGGAAAAGAACUAUGCGUCGAUGCCGGUGGUGCAUCCAAUAAAUAUUAAUGUAAAUUUUAUGCCCACCUCAUCAUCAACAUCCAUACUCGCUGCCGCUGCUGCAGCGGCCGCUGUAGUGGUGGGCAAACAGCAAUUGCCUCCUGUUAACGGCACAGUAUCCUCGACGGCAGCGGCUGCGGCAGCCAAUGUGGCAGCUGUGACCAAAGCUAAAUUAGAGAGCAUCAGUAACGGUUGGUAAUCACGAGAAUAUAUUCCAAUAUCAGUUAAAAACAUUAAAAUAACUGCAGCAACUGUGCGCAGGCGCACUAAAGUAUAUGGUGCAUAGCGUUUUACGCACUGGUCGUUUGUCUUCAAGACAAGGCCUACUCCUCAAUUACUACUACAAGGAACAGCACUACCUCAGACAUCUGUGAAAUAGGAUGAAACAGUAAAGGUAAUUUGAACCCAGCGUCAGUCUGCAACAAGUAGCUAGUUAUCGUCCACACACUAAGCUGCACGUAGUCCGCUAUUACAGCAAUGACAUUUCGAACUAGAUAGGCUACGGCUACCUGACUGACAGCUAGAAUGUUUACAGUUAUUUCAAAAUAAUAUUGAUUAUGCGAGCGAAAAAUAAAUAUGGAACAAACUAAGCAAACAAACGAGGAAAAAUUUAAUUAAUAAUUGUAAAUACUACUGAAAUUGAAGCAAGUGCAGAGUUUAAUGAGGUUUCGUCUUUUCUAAAGGCCAUAACAGCAACUAUUACAAAACCUAUAAAAAUGGCAAACAAUAAAUUCUUUACAAACUUUUAGAUACUGAAUUUUUCUGUUCACGGACUGGGAUAGCUGCAGAGCAAUGAGUGUGCAAUUGAAAGAUAAUUUUUUUAAGUUUUUUAGUAUAAAUAUAUGUAAGUUUUUACUUGUAUAUGAGUAGGGCAGCCAAGUUUUUUAAAAUGUAGGACUAAACACAAGUUACAUUUGCUGUGUAUUAAAUAAAAAACAAAUGCUACUAGUCAAAAGCUACAAUGAAAAAGAGAAAUUAUAAUAAAUGACGUGACUUUGUUAGAGAAAUAGGUUUACAGUUACUCAUAAAAAAUAAUAAGUUAAUGUUACUUCUUGGAGUAAUAUUUGUAGGAUAUUUUGUGUAACAUAUUCCUUCUCAAACAAAAUAGUUUAUCAAAGUAAGUAAAAUUGUAAAAUGUUUUCUUUUCGCGGAGGAAAUUAAGUUAGUACUAAAGUUAUGGAAUAUUUGUUUUUAUUUGCUAAGAGAAAUAAUAUAUGAUAAAAUGGAAUAUUUUUAGAGUAUCUGCUUGUUAUAAGAAAUUGUAUACAUGAAAUAAUUAUGGAUGCAAGGUAUUUUAAAUGUUAACGAAUAUGAAUAUUUUGUAUUGAAAUGUAGCUUUAGCAAUAUUAUUCAACAAAUAAUUAUUAGAGCAGUUUAAUUUUAACAUAAAUACCAUUUUCUUAACUUUUUUACAUACCACAAAAUAAAAAACUUUGCCUCUUUUUAUAUUUUUUUUAUUAUAUGUACUUUCACGGCAAGAACACAAAAAUAUAAUGCAUAUUAUAUUCUGUGAAACGAUUCAACCAAUAUUCUAUGAGUUCAGGUACAAUAUACUUAUCUGAUGAGCUCAAAACCCAUAUUUGCACGUUUUUCUAUAUAUAAAUUGGAAAAUCGUAAUGUACAAUUGAAACAAUACCUAUAUAGAAGAAGUGAUAUUUUGUUGUUAAAUAAAUUGAGCUCUUUUGCCAUUAAUGCAGUCACUUGAGCAUAUAAGCUAAAGUCAUGAUCACACCGUAUUAAUUAAAUUAAUAGGAAAAUAAAAUGGAAUUCGAUUUAGGUACAUGCGGAAAAAGAGUGUAGUGUUAAACAACAACGUUCCCACCAAAUUUUAAAAUAAUAUUUAAAAUUGUCUUCAAAUAAACGUGCUGAAGCAGUGAUUUUUUCAAGUCCCUUACAUAUUGUUUUAGAAACAAUAACAAUUUUUUUUUGCUUUCGAGAAACACGUUAUUUUUUCUCGAUAUUCACAGUACAGUUACAUAUAAACACUUUAUAUGUAUGGUAUAUUAUAUACAACUUUAAAACCACGAAUAUUGUUUAGUUUAGAAAAAGUCGCGUGUGUUAUACUUAGGCAUAAGCAUUUGUGUGCAUGUACAACGCAGUUGUAAAAAUACUAUAUUCGUGUGUGUGUUUGUAGCGAUGUGUAUCAAACUUUUAUUCUAGAUUAUGUAUGUAUGUAUUACCAACAGAACUUAAAAGUUAAGUUUAUUGUUCACUAUAUACAUGUUUAUGUGUUAUAUGCGUGUAUGUUUACACAUGGACACCUAAUAUAUACAUAAAUGUAUGUCAUUAUUAUUAAGAACAGUAAUAGAUAACAAAUUUAAUGAAAUAAAAGUUUAUAUAAAUGUUGAAAUUGUGAAAA